ACGGGGCUAAACUUCUCCGAAGCAACCACUAAUGAGGAUGAGGAAUUAACUAAGGUACCAAAGAAGAUCAGGAGGUGGCCCAAUGUUACGGAUGUUGCGGAGUACUUUGCUGUUGCCAAGGCAUCCGCAAGCUAGAGCAUUUUUCCUUCUGAGCUAUUGUCUCCGUGGCCCAAAUCCUACUUUAAAACAGCGUCAUCCCCCGUGAAGAUAAUCACUAAGGUAUAACAUAGCGCCUUUAUCCUUCCCUAACUAUUUUCAGUUUUUCGCCGCCUCCUGUUCAAAACGUCCCUCUGAAAAAGAAGUAAUAAACGAACAAAAACAAUCAACCAUCAUGGCUUGCUCCCUUGGUCUCGACUUGUCCCAGAAGGGCCUUGCCCUCUACACUAUCCCGGCCGCCCUUUUCCUUGCUCUCGUCCCUAGCGGCUACGCCUUAUCACUCGCGCGUUCCAACGCGGACAUCCACGAGCCUCGCAAGUUGCUCCAGCGGGUUGAGAAAGACGAGACGCUCGACAAGCGGAUCAAGAGCCGCAUCAUCCGAGCCAAGGGCGCUUCGGAAAACGCCAUCGAAACCCUCGGCUACCACGCCGUCGCCGUCGCCGCCGCUGUCUUCUCCGGCGUCGAUCCUUGCGUCGUCAACGGCCUCUCCCUCGGCUACCUGGUCGCCCGUGUCCUCUUCGCCUACACCUACGUCGUUCUCCAGGACAACCGCCGCUUCGCUCCUCUGCGCAGCCUCUUUUGGUUCGUCGCCCAGGGCAUCACUUUCACUCUCUACUUCAAGGCUGCCCGUGCCCUUUCGGUCUGAGCUGGUGGGAUUCUAGCAGAGAGAGUUGGAGCGGAAUGAAGGGGAGGGAGGCACUGGGUUCCCUUCUUUUGUACGUGAAAAUGGCUUGUAAAUAAUACGCUUUUACCAUGUAUUAUGAGUUUGACAAUGCCCCUCUGAUCCCCCUCGGGAAUGUACAUACAACCCCCGUCCUAAUCCCAUACUUGAUCGCAGGAACACCAUGGAUUCAGAGAGUAGAGAAUUUGAUGUCAUCUCCCUCAGUGCGUAUCACAUUGCUCGGCAUUGAUUGGCAGUGUAGAUAGUUUGCUGAGUCUGUAUGACCCAGUCCGAUCCGCUUCGCUGGCGUUGACUCGGAUGAGUGUUGCCCGAUAAACAGAAAUGACCAAGAGUCACGUUCA
Messenger RNA from Sodiomyces alkalinus F11, 1179 nucleotides. RefSeq lists its product as hypothetical. The transcript is spliced from 3 exons. NCBI's taxonomy places the organism in Eukaryota, Fungi, Ascomycota, Sordariomycetes, Glomerellales, Plectosphaerellaceae. Gene Ontology annotation, cellular component: membrane. Bases 332 to 802 code for a protein of 156 amino acids. The record is from RefSeq and is a predicted model, not a curated record.